AUGGCGCUAGCAGCACUCUCUCUAUGCCAUUGCUCUUCUUCUAUAACAACCUUUCUUCCUUCAAAUUCCCGUCAACCCUCAACCUUUUUCCCUCAUCUUCAAACUCAACCCUUCAUCUCCCGACUCACCAAAUCACAACCACCAAACAGCAGCUCUUUCCUUUUCCAAUUUCGUCCCUCCAUCCACUGCCGCUGCACUUCCCACAAGUCCAAUGUCGGCUUCCAAUUCGUGUCACUCGUCUCUUUGUUUCAAGAAAUCGAUAUCAGCUUUGAGGAAACCAAAUCGAUCUUGAGCAAUGCUUCCGAACUUAGCUCGAUACAACUAGAUUCAUUGCAUGGUCACAUUCUUUAUUUACAGUCUCUCGGCUUUUUGAAAAAUGAAUUGCAAGGACAGCUUAAGCAAGCCAAGCUCAAACCGAGAAUCAGGUUUCUUACUGAGUUAAGUGGCGGAGACGAGGAUAGUGUUGGGAAAGUGCUGAAUAUGUUUCCUAUUAUCUUGAAUUAUAGGGUGGAACAUGUUGAGGAACAUAUAGAGUUUUUUAGGUCUUUUGCAGACCUUGAUGAUCAACAAAUAUUUAGGAUAGUGUUGGUGUUUCCAGCUAUCUUCACUUGUAGUAGAGAGAGGAAACUGCGUCCUAGAAUACAAUUUCUCAAGGAUUGCGGGUUAGACUCUGGCGAUAUCUUUAAAUUCUUGAUCAAAGCACCGGCGUUUUUGGCCAUUUCGUUCCGCGAGAACCUUGCCUAUAAGCUUGUGUUUUUGUUCAAGAUUGGGUAUAAAUAUAGGACGAAAGAGUUGGCAGUGGCGAUCGCGGCUUCUACUAGAAUAAGCCGUGAGAAUAUGCAGAAGACGGUGAGUGUAUUAUUGAAUUACGGGUUGUCGUCAGAAGAUAUUUUUGCUAUGAGUAAGAAGCAUCCACCGACACUGCAGUAUAAUCACGCCUCUCUAGAGAAGAAGAUGAAGUAUUUGAUAGAGGAGAUGGAUCGUGACAUUAAGGAGUUGCUGGAUUUUCCUGCAUUUCUUGGAUACAAGUUAAAUGACAGAAUUAAGCAUAGGUAUGAAAUAAAGAAGGAUUUGUGGGAGGGAGAAAUGUCUCUCAAUCAGCUUUUAACUGUUUCAACUGAGAACUUCACUGGUAAACCAAAAAAGGCUUCUGUAAAAUCUAAACUGAAAUACAGGUGA
Vicia faba (fava bean) is the source of this 1179-nucleotide messenger RNA. Lineage: Eukaryota; Viridiplantae; Streptophyta; Magnoliopsida; Fabales; Fabaceae. The record is from the annotation of a GenBank genome assembly.